Molecule: messenger RNA, 343 nt
Organism: Saccostrea cuccullata (small rock oyster)
Lineage: Eukaryota; Metazoa; Mollusca; Bivalvia; Ostreida; Ostreidae
Product: keratin-associated protein 19-2-like
Exons: 2
Coding region: 1-318 (105 amino acids)
Source: RefSeq, a predicted model, not a curated record
AUGUUCAAGCUGUUGUGUUGCCUAGUUCUGCUUUCUAUAGCUGUGGGUUAUGUCCAGUCCUCCUUUGGCUUUGGAGGAGGAGGUUUUGGAGGAGGAUAUGGAGGGGGAUACGGAGGAGGAUACGGAGGUGGAUACGGAGGUGGAUACGGAGGUUAUGGUUUGGGCGUGGGAGGUGGCCACGGUGGAGGAUGGGGAGUAGGAAGCUAUGGAGGAAAAGGAAUACUUUCAGGAGUUCUCAUCAAAGGAGCUGGAGGUUUCUACUACGGAUUACAAAUGAAAAGUUGGCUGAUCACGUCAGAAUUAGCAUUAAGCUAUUGAUGAAAUAAAACACAAAUAACUAACA